Phyllotreta striolata is the source of this 958-nucleotide messenger RNA. NCBI's taxonomy places the organism in Eukaryota, Metazoa, Arthropoda, Insecta, Coleoptera, Chrysomelidae. The record is from the annotation of a GenBank genome assembly.
GUUUUUUCUUCGGAAUAUUUAAAAAAAAACAAAAGCAAUGUUUACAACAAGAUGUUCGAUUUGUCUUCUUCGAUUUCGAAAUGUAAAAAUCCUAUUCAUUCACUAUUUGCGGUGCCAUUCGAAGCGGAAAAUUGUACGCGAGCUGAUAGAAGGGCAUUCGCGGCAAAAUUUCACGAGGAAAUCGACGAAUCGAUCGAGGAAAAUCCCGGAAAACGAAACGGAAAUGUACCGUAGAAAAAAGUGUAAAAUCAACGGCGAUUCGAAUAAUAAUAUCGAGGAAUUUUAUUUUAAUAGAGCUGCAUCGAGUAGGCCGGAAUGGGACAGUGAAAAAUGCACUCCAACCACCUCCAAAAGACCACCGAGAAGAACAAGAGCGAAACAACCCCCGCCGGGCACGUCCCUGGACGAUCGCACCGGCACCUUCUACAAAUGCCACUGCGCCUGGGCCUCGGCCCGCGCCCCCUUCGCGGCGGCGCCCACCUCGGACACGGACUCCUGCUCGGCCUCCUCCACCGCCUCCGAGGCCCCGCGACGCCCGGCGGUGCACCCCGGCAAGCGGUUCUUCUGUCCCACGUGCGGCAACGGCUACGCCACCGAGGCCGCCCUGGCGGAGCACUCGUACGCCCACGAGCCCUUCUGCAGGCUGUGCAACCGGUGGUUUCCCGACGCCUUCGAGUUCCGGUUGCACAUGGAGGCCCACAAGCUGCCGGUGUUCGCGUGUCACGCGUGCGACGUGGAGUUCGCCAGUCGGGCGCGGUUGCUGGGGCACUUCGAGGAGCACCGGGAGGGCGCCGUGGUGGAGGACGUGCUAGAUAUGGAGAGGGAGUACUCCUCGUUCAGGAUGGGGUUCUUCGGGGAGGAUUACUACGAGAGGAUUAAUAGUAUAUUGUAUUAUUUGGCCGAUAUGGCCGAUAUGUAUUGUUACGUGCCUAAUUUUAGUUAUAUCGGGUGAAAAUGG